Leptosia nina is the source of this 831-nucleotide messenger RNA. The record is from the annotation of a GenBank genome assembly. Lineage: Eukaryota; Metazoa; Arthropoda; Insecta; Lepidoptera; Pieridae.
GAUGACCAGGGUUGCGGCUGGCGAAAUCCAGAUGGCGUUGGUGGAUUUCGAAUGACAGGCGAUGUGGACGGAGAGUCAAAGUUCGGAGAAUUUCCUUGGGUGGUGACUGUUCUGAAAAUUUCAAAGGAGAAGAAGUUAUUGUACUACAACGGAGCAGGAUCGUUGAUCCACCCAGCGGUGGUGCUAACUGGAGCUCAGGUGGUGACAGAAGACGAUCUCUCGGUGAGAGCUGGUGAGUGGGACUCGAAGACAACGAAGGAGCCCCUGAAACAUCAGCAGAGGAACGUCCAGAGUGUAAUAGUGCACAAGAACUAUCAAAAACGUAACAUGUGGUAUGCUGUCGCCCUUCUAGAACUGGCAUCUCCCUUCAAGAUGGAACCUCAUGUGGGAGUGGUGUGUUUGUCUCCAGCUGGGAUAAGGCCACCAUCAGGAACUCAUUGCUUAGCUGCCGGUUGGGGAAAGACCAGCUUUAACACGCAGCAAUAUCAAAACAUUCUCAAAAAGGUAGAGGUACCAGUGAUGAGUCGCAAAAGCUGUCAGACUGCUCUCCGAACAACCCGUUUGGGGGGACACUUCAAAUUACACAGGUGUUUCACGUGCGCUGGUGGAGUACACGGCGUGGAUACCUGCAAGGGAGAUGGUGGUGCACCGCUUGUGUGUCCUCUACCAGACGAACAAGACCGGUACAUCCAAACCGGUAUAGUGUCUUGGGGGAUCGGUUGUGGUCAGAACGGGAUACCUGGAGUCUACAUGGACGUCAGCUUCCUGCGUCCCUGGAUAGACAUGCAAAUGAGGAAUAUGGGAUAUGACGACUCGACUUAUACUUAUUAA